AUGCAACACCGCUUGCGCUACGACGAUGUCGCCUGGGAGAAAAGCGAAGCCAUUGCCGACGAAUGGGUUCGCCAGUUUCUCGAGCCCGAGAUAAUCAAGUCCGUUGGAAAUUUCCUGAUCAGCCACCAUCGCCCUGGGGAGGCCAGUGUAUUCAGUUUUCUGGAGAAAGGCGCCUACAACAUCUCCUUCCAGAUGGAGUACAAAAACGCAAGGACCGCCGUUAUCCGCCUCCCCCUGCCCGGUGCUACCAUGUUUCCUGAAGAGAAAGUGUGCAAUGAGGUCGCGGCGAUGCGAUAUAUCUACGACCAGACUUCGAUUCCUGUGCCUUUUGUGCACCACUACGCGACCAGGAAGGAGAGUCCGUUGGAGUUGGGACCGGCCAUCAUCAUGGAUUAUAUUGAGCAUGCUACACGCAUGUAUGAUGCUCUGAAUACGCCUGAAUGCCUGAAAGAAGAUCGCGGCACUCUCGACCCAAAUAUCAGUGAAGCAAAAUUAGAGGCUCUUUAUUCGGAAGUUGCAAGUAUCCUUCUUCAGCUUUCUCGACCAUCUCUACCUCGGAUAGGGUCACUCAACCAAGUUGAUGAUUUCACCUGGGAAGUGACAAAAAGGCCUUUAUCAAUGCCCAUGAACAGUCUAAUUCGACUGGGAUCUUUGCCUCAGUCGAAGCUACCAGCCACGACCUUUACCACCACGUCCUCAUACAUGGAAGCGCUAGCAGAACUCCACAUCUCUCGCCUCAUAAACCAGCGCAACGAUGCAGUCGACUCGGCCGAAGACUGUCGGCGCAAGCUCGUUGCUCGCUUUCUGUUCCGUAAACUCGCCAGAGAACACUGCUUAACGGCACAGUGGGCGGCGUUCGAUAAAGGCCCCUUCCAACUGUGGUGCGACGACCUCCGCCCAGCCAACAUCCUUCUGGAUGAGGAGGGGAAAAUUUUUGGCGUGGUAGACUGGGAAUUCACGUAUGCCGCCCCGGUUGGAUUCUCCUUUGCACCACCGUGGUGGCUUCUGAUUGAGAUGCCCGAGUACUGGCCUCAAGGCCUUGAUGAUUGGUGUGUCGAGUGUGAACGGCGUCUUCAGACCUUUCUCCGCGCUAUGAGAUACCAGGAGGACAAGGCGAUUAAGGAGGGGCGGCUAAGGGAUGCGCAGCCGCUCUCUGCUCCGAUGCAAGAUAGCUGGAAGAGUGGAGACUUUUGGGUUGCGUAUGCGGCAAGGAAUAACUUUGCAUUUGACUUGGUGUAUUGGCACAAGAUCGAUCAGCGAUUCUUUGGGAAGACCUCUACUCCCGUUGACGAUGUUUGGCAACAGACUCGAUUUAUUCGAGCCUGGGGAAAGGGCUGA
Aspergillus calidoustus is the source of this 1338-nucleotide messenger RNA. The record is from the annotation of a GenBank genome assembly. Lineage: Eukaryota; Fungi; Ascomycota; Eurotiomycetes; Eurotiales; Aspergillaceae.